Fusarium proliferatum ET1 is the source of this 591-nucleotide messenger RNA. RefSeq lists its product as uncharacterized. The coding region runs from base 1 to 591 and encodes 196 amino acids. The transcript has a single exon. The record is from RefSeq and is a predicted model, not a curated record. Lineage: Eukaryota; Fungi; Ascomycota; Sordariomycetes; Hypocreales; Nectriaceae.
AUGAAAUCGUUUUCCCCUUUCUUUCGACCUGGGCUGAGGGCCGCCGCUUAUGCUGCCUUCUCCCAACUCUCGCAGUCUGAACGGGCAGUCCGAGAAGAGAGCCAGUUAAGCGUGUGCCGAGACACGUUAGAGGAGACCCUUUUAAUUUUACACCCUGAAUGUCACUUAGCAUUGAAACUACAAGAUGCUCUGGAUGAGGUUCGGCGCCGAUCUCUGGCUAUGCUGUCGAAAGAAAAUAGCGAGCAGCGUGGCAGUGACUCGGGUCCACACCAAGCACCGCAUUCAACCAGAGAUUAUUGUGCAUACAAGUACCUUGACAAAAUAUCGUGUACUCCAGAUCGUUCUUACAGUGCACCGACGUCAAACAUUGAGACGACUGUAAUUGAGGAUAACAAUAACGCCAUAGCAGCACCCGAAAUCAGAGCUGCAAAGCCCGUGAAUCGACCCGCGGUUUCGAAUAACAACAUUCGGAAACCCCCACAUGCAGGCAAGAAGCACUUGCUAGAGGCCAGCAUGCCCCCAGCAAAGCGACGAAAAGUGGGGCGCAACCAUCUCAGAUUAGAUGCAGAUGUAUCAGAUAUUUCAAUGUAG